AUGGUCAAAAUUGGUAUCUUGCCCUCUGAGAUCACGGAUGAGAGCUUGCUUCUUGUAGACAAAACAAUUCCACAGCUCCAAGACACUGUCUUCAUGAAAGUUGGGUCAACUCUGCGCUCACAUCUUGGCCGUUACAAGUUUGUUGCAAACAAUCAAUGUACAAAGUUUGCCGUGCUCGCUGUCCAUACGAUGAAGGAGAAAUCCGAAUUCAGGGUCAUUUAUGAAACUCACUACAAGAAUAGCAACAAUAGAAGGAUAAAUUUUGUUGAUUUUGCCAGCAAGUUUAAUGAAAAGGCCAACGGUAUUGAUAUAUUCUAUAAAACCACGGAUUGUCUCGAGAAGUAUUAUAAAGAUUUCGAAUUAAAAGACGGAGUAUCCAAAACAGAGGAGAUUCAUCAACUAGCUUUGAGACUCAUUGAGCAUCAAGUCGUCUCCACUGAUCAGCCUUCUCAGCUACUGCCUGCAGCAUCACCAAGAACACCAUCCAUCAACAAUGUUUUUGCUGUCGUUUCUGCUGCCACAAUUGAUGCACAAAUACCGCCGCCAUCUGUUUCAUUGCAACUGCUUCAACCGCAACCACAACAGCCACACCUACAGCACAAUGUCCUCCCUGCUGGCUACUAUUUCCAGCCACCAUUGCCCGUUCCUAGCCACAGACUACAAGAUGUCUUGCCCGUUCCUGACCACAGGCCCCAAACUGCCUUGCUGGUCGCAACACACAGGUUCAUCUCACCUCGACUGCAGAUGUGCCAUCCACAUCCCUACCAGAAAGCGCCAGUAAUAACAAAAAGGGUUACAGCAAGAAAGUGUAAAGGUUGUGGAAGUGAAGUCUGCAAUGGUAAAAACAAACAAACAGACUGCAGUAAUCCAAGAUGUUUGAAAUGUGCUGCGACAUCUGGCUGUCCAGGUAUCUGGGAUGCCAAAAAUUGCAACAGGUGA
Molecule: messenger RNA, 939 nt
Organism: Mucor velutinosus
Lineage: Eukaryota; Fungi; Mucoromycota; Mucoromycetes; Mucorales; Mucoraceae
Product: chaperonin-containing T-complex alpha subunit Cct1
Exons: 1
Coding region: 1-939 (312 amino acids)
Source: RefSeq, a predicted model, not a curated record